AUGUCCACCGAUAUUUCAGAUUGUGAAAGUGAAUGCGGUCCUGCGCGGGAAAAGGACCUGAUAUUUAAGAAAAAGUACAUCUCGUACAAGAAGAAGGCAUGCAAGUUGAAGGCUGAGCUCAAGGAGGCGCUCGAGCGAAUUGACGUGUUGGUGAAACAGAAACAAGAAUACUAUGACGAGCUACAGACACUCAAGGGUGCCAUUUCUGUUUAUAACGAGCAGAAGCGGAUACCCUAUUUCUCCGAUUUGUCUCAUAACAACGAUGGCGAUGAGGAGUUUACCGAUGACAUAGAGAAAUUUGACAAGGUUAGGUACAAUGACGACAUGAACGUUAGGCUUCCCAGUUGGGAGGCGAAGAAGAUGAGGGAGGCAAAUACACAAGGAACUGAGCUGGCUGGUACAAUGUCUGAAAAGAACAAGCGAAAGAGCGUGACUGCAAGCGAUGACAGUUAUUCCCAUAUUUAUAGCGAUAACGUGAAUCAGCCCCGAGUGUAUGUAGACAAGGCGAGUAGUAGGUUGUGGGGUAUACCAUCUCGAAAAUAUAGUACCGCAAGAAAUCUCAAAAGGGAACUUAUGGCUGAGGAGAGUUUGAAGCCGGUCAAACAGGAGGCGUCAGAGGUGCCAGAGACGGUUGAAAGAAAGGACAAGAUAUCCGAGAAUCAUGAUGAUGCGGAUGCAGACGUUCCGAAGUUGGCUUCUAGAUCGAGUUCCCACAACUUGCUAAGUCUCAAGAGGCCGGCAUCAGUGUCUCCAGAGUUGACAUCUAAACCAGACGUACCAAAUCUUUUACCUAAGGUACCUGAGGGAUCGGUGCUGUCUGAGGAUCAUCAACAUCAGAAAGUUUCUGAUACAGACGAAUAUUAUUAUGCUAUGCACAAUCGAACUCCAGAAGAUCAGCCUACUAUUUUCGAUGAAGGGACAGUACGCGAUAUUUUGUGUGGUCUUGGAAUUACAAGUUCUCGUCAUUUUGAUGAUUCAUUGUUGAUUCCGGACGACUAUUCAUAUUCUUAUCAGUUCAAAGUCAAUCGAACGCCCCAAAAGUUGUUAAAAUUCAAGGAUUUUGCACCCAAAGUUUUUCAUCAGAUUCGCCAGCACUGGAAUGUUACGAGCGCCGAUAUCUUGCUCAGUUUCCGCUAUGACAAUUUAGAUGCCAUUCGCGGAGAGGGAAAGAGCGGCGCAUUUUUCAUCUUCACACGAGACAAGCGUUUUAUCUUGAAAACGGCGACUGGUCCAGAGCGCAAUUUUUUGUGGGAAAUUCUUCCUUUUUACUUUUUGUACAUUCGCAAGAAUCCCAAUACUUGUCUGCCCAGAUUUUACGGCGUGUACUCGAUGAAGCACGAGGGCAUUGGCGGGAUGGUGCGCUUCGUCAUCAUGAACAACUGCUUUGACUCCUUGAAGCCAGUAGAGACAUAUGAUUUGAAGGGGUCGACAGUCGGCCGUCGAACAGUUGAUCCGAAGCCUGGAGACAUUCUGAAGGAUUUAGACAUCAGGCGCAAGUUCUAUUUCGAAGAAGGAAUGCGAAAAACGUUCUUAAAACAACUGCAGCUGGACGCCACUUUUUUGGCCGAGCACAACGUCAUGGAUUACUCUCUGCUCGUGGGAAUCUACUACGAUUCAACGGGCAAAGAAAGCGCCUUUAAGAGCCACAAAGGACGUUUCAGGAACAGGGAUGAGGGAUUUAGGUCGAAAUUCCAAGAAGAGUACGGCGGAAUACCUGGAGUAAAUCCGGAGACAGGCGAAAAAGAAAUUUAUUAUUGUGGCAUUAUCGAUAUUUUGCAGAGGUACAAUGGCAGAAAAAAACUGGAGCAUUUUUUCAAGUCGAUUCCUUAUAAUCCAGAUACGAUUUCGAUUGUCGAGCCUGUUUACUAUGCGAAGAGAUUUUUGAAUUUCAUAAGCAAUGUAAUAUGCGUGAAGCCUGAAGUGGCUCCCAGUCAACAAGAAGAAGCGACAGUUCAGACAGAAUGA
Schistocerca gregaria is the source of this 1965-nucleotide messenger RNA. RefSeq lists its product as uncharacterized. The transcript has a single exon. Gene Ontology annotation, biological process: phosphatidylinositol metabolic process. Lineage: Eukaryota; Metazoa; Arthropoda; Insecta; Orthoptera; Acrididae. Gene Ontology annotation, molecular function: phosphatidylinositol kinase activity. The coding region runs from base 1 to 1965 and encodes 654 amino acids. The record is from RefSeq and is a predicted model, not a curated record.